Cladophialophora psammophila CBS 110553 is the source of this 417-nucleotide messenger RNA. RefSeq lists its product as uncharacterized. Lineage: Eukaryota; Fungi; Ascomycota; Eurotiomycetes; Chaetothyriales; Herpotrichiellaceae. The transcript has 3 exons. Bases 1 to 417 code for a protein of 138 amino acids. The record is from RefSeq and is a predicted model, not a curated record. Gene Ontology annotation, biological process: mitochondrial respiratory chain complex IV assembly. Gene Ontology annotation, cellular component: mitochondrial inner membrane.
AUGCUUCAAACAUACGACUGCUUCCUCUUGGAUGAGCAUUCAACUGAAACUGUGAUCCGGCCUUGCCCACCUCCUCAUCGGCGUCUCAAAAUCCGAAUCGGCAGCAUGCAUUCUUCACUCCCGCUGCGAGCUGGCCUCCUUAAACGGUCCUCCUACUACAACUCCGACUACCGUAGCGGGGCUGCCCUGCUUCGAGCCCGCCGGCCGUACCUAGUCAAGAACACCCUCACAGGCAUAGCGAUCUUCGGCUUCGCUAUUGGAGUUUUCGCGUUUACCCUCAGAGCCGUCGGCCAAGAGACCUUUGACGACGUGAUCGUUCCAUCGGACACGGACGCCGUUGCGCCAAACUCCUCCCCAGCUGAGACCGCACGGUUACAGCCGAUUCAAAAUCAGUCGCCGAAGACACCAACUGCGUAG